Kalmanozyma brasiliensis GHG001 is the source of this 1734-nucleotide messenger RNA. RefSeq names its product Tetratricopeptide repeat. Lineage: Eukaryota; Fungi; Basidiomycota; Ustilaginomycetes; Ustilaginales. Gene Ontology annotation, cellular component: endoplasmic reticulum. The transcript has a single exon. Gene Ontology annotation, biological process: protein folding in endoplasmic reticulum. The coding region runs from base 1 to 1734 and encodes 577 amino acids. Gene Ontology annotation, molecular function: protein-folding chaperone binding; misfolded protein binding. The record is from RefSeq and is a predicted model, not a curated record.
AUGAGGGCGAGGCUCCUGCCUUCGCUCUUGGCACUGUCUUUGACGCUGUGUCUCGCUCUUGGCCUAUCGUCAUCCGGCCUGCUUGUCCGCGCAAAUGCAUUCGAAUCACCAGUCACCAGCGAUCCCGUCGCCGCCAACCAGCACCUCACCCAGGCCAAUGCCGCCCUCCAGUCCGGCCGCUACCAAGAAGCACUCACCUCUUUCGACGCAGCAUUGCAAGCCGAUCCAACCUCAUGGCUCACCUACUACAGGAGGGCAACAGCACAGCUCUCCCUCGGCCGCACGUCCGCUGCGCUCCAAGAUUUCGCCAGCCUGCUCGAGCUCAACCCCAAGUUCGACAAGGCGUACCUGCAGCAGGCCAAGGUAUAUCUCAAAGAAGGCGACUACGAUAAGGCGAAAGCGGCUCUCAAGUCGUACGACUCUGUUCGGGCCGAGAAGGGCGCCCCAUCUGCUCCCGCGGAUGCCAACAGCGUUCGCUCCAAGCUCACUCUCGUCGAGACAUCACUGCGCUCCCUGGACAAGCUAGCAAAGGAACUCGACAAGUCGAACACCAAGGGCAAAGGCAAAGAACUCGACGCAACCAAGAUCGACCACUGCAUCCACAUGGCGGGCGAAGUGCUCAAGAUCUCGCCCUCGCAUCUCGAAACGCGGCUCGUCCGCGCCCGCUGUCAGACGAUGAAGGGCAACAUCGAAGAUGCGAUGGCCGACUGGACACGGGCUGUUCAUCUCUCACCCUCGCCCUUCCUCCUGCGACGAUUGGCGGUGCUCUCUUACUUCCUUGUGUCCGAGCCGGGGUCGCAGAGCAGGGAUGCAGGGCUGCAGCACCUCAAGGCGUGUCUUCACUCGGAUCCGGAUAACAAGGCGUGCGCCCAGCUGCAUCGCAAGAUCAAAGCCCUCGAGAAGAGUCUGAAGAAGGCUCGGAACUUUUACAACUCGCAGAGCUUCCGGCCGGUGCUGUCGGCGUUGAAGGGGGGCAAGGUGGGCGGACCGACGGUGGUGGAUGAUAUCAAGGACAUCCUUAAGGCUGCGACGGAAAUUCAGGCCGGGGAUGAGGAGGCGUUGAUUCCGUCCACCUACAAAGGCGACCCCGUCCAGGAUUCGGGGUUGCUCCUCGAGCUGCACGUGAUGUACUGCAAGUCCUACACAGAGCUCAACGACCUAUCCAAGGCCAUGUCGUAUUGCGAGCUGGUCCUUCUGCGCGAUCCGGACAACGUGGAAGCCGUCCUUGCGCGCGCAGAGGUUGCGCUGCAGAACGAGAGCUACGACGAAGCGGUCCGAGAUCUCACCAAGGCCUUCGAAGCGUCGGGUCGAACCGAUCGUGCCAUCCACGCAAAGCUCCAAACCGCCCAAAAGCGCCUCAAGCUCAGCCAGAGUAAGGACUACUACAAGGUCCUAGGCGUCAAACGAUCCGACAGUUUGCCGACGAUCAAGAAGGCGUAUCGCAAGCUGGCGAGGGAGAACCACCCGGAUAAGGGCGGGAGCCAGGAGAAGAUGGCCCAGAUCAACGAGGCGUGGGGCGUACUGGGCGAUGAGGAGUUGAGGAAGAGGUACGAUGAGGGGGAUGAUCCGAACGAUCCGAUGGGUCAGCAGCAGGGCGCGCACGGAAACCCGUUCGCCCAGGGAGGGCAUCCGUUCGAUAUGUUCUUCCAGCAAGGCGGGUCGUUUGGCGGAUUCCCUGGUGGCGGUGGUGGUGGGUUCCCUGGUGGUCAACAAUUCCACUUCAAGAUGGGAUGA